Dioscorea cayenensis subsp. rotundata (Guinea yam) is the source of this 1169-nucleotide messenger RNA. Its product is annotated as uracil phosphoribosyltransferase. Gene Ontology annotation, molecular function: uracil phosphoribosyltransferase activity. The record is from RefSeq and is a predicted model, not a curated record. The transcript has 12 exons. Gene Ontology annotation, biological process: uracil salvage. Bases 79 to 942 code for a protein of 287 amino acids. Lineage: Eukaryota; Viridiplantae; Streptophyta; Magnoliopsida; Dioscoreales; Dioscoreaceae.
UAUCGUAUCAGAAAUCCGCGGCGAUUCCACGGCAAACAGAGCCGCAGCAGUGUCAGCGAAUCCUCUCGCUGGCUGGUAAUGGCUGCGCCUGCGAGUAUUAGAGCCCCGUUGCUCCAGCCCCCGAGCGCAGCUGGGCACUACUCGUCCAGGCAUUCGCCGCGGAUUCCCCAAGGUUUCCUCUCCCUCCCCUCCGCUCUAUGCGCUUCGCCUAAUCCCAAGAUAGCCAUCCAAGGAAAGCGAUUGAGUUGUCUUGCUGUGAAAUCUGGUAUGGGGACGGAAGUGAGCCCGGCCUCUGAGGAUAGGAUGCUGGUCAUGGUUCCGCCUCAUCCAUUGAUCAAACACUGGAUCUCUGUUCUAAGGAAUGAACAAACCCCUUGUGUGAUCUUCAAGAAUGCAUUGGCGGAACUUGGGAGGUUACUCAUAUACGAAGCUUCUAGGGAUUGGUUGCCUAUAAUCAGUGGAGAGAUUCAGACACCAAUGAGCGCUGCAACUGUUGAGUUCAUUGAUCCACGGGAACCUGUGAUGGUCAUUCCAAUCUUGAGAGCUGGUCUUGCUUUGGCAGAGCAUGCUUCUGCAGUCUUGCCUGCAACAAAAACUUAUCAUCUAGGUAUGCGUAGGGAUGAAACUACUCUCCAGCCGUCAGUGUAUCUGAACAACUUACCAGACCAGUUUCCUGAGGGAUCUCGUGUACUCAUUGUUGAUCCUAUGCUUGCAACUGGGGGGACAAUGGUUGCUGCAAUUGAUCUAGUGAAAGAGCGUGGUAUUGGUAACAAGCACAUAAGAGUUGUUUCUGCUGUAUCUGCUCCUCCAGCACUUCAAAAGCUCGGCAGCAAGUUCCCUGGGUUACACGUGUACACAGGAAUGAUAGAUCCUGUUGUGAAUGAAAAAGGGUUUAUAGUGCCAGGAUUGGGGGAUGCUGGAGACCGUAGUUUUGGUACUUGAAACUUUGAGAAAAUUUUGCACAAUAUGCUGCAUUAUUCUUGUCCCCAGUUUUAUAUUGCCCAGAUUGGGAGAUGCUGGAUGACCAUGGUUUUGGUGCUUUGAAAUUUUGGGUGCAUUUUUUUCCUAAAUGGGCAGCAUGCUUCAUCAGCAUGUGAAAAUUCCUUUCUAACUGAUUUUGGACAGCAAAACAGUGAUGGUAAUGCAAUUCUUUUUAGGAGACAGGAACA